Molecule: messenger RNA, 3489 nt
Organism: Hypanus sabinus (Atlantic stingray)
Lineage: Eukaryota; Metazoa; Chordata; Chondrichthyes; Myliobatiformes; Dasyatidae
Gene: grm5b
Product: glutamate receptor, metabotropic 5b
Exons: 8
Coding region: 1-3489 (1162 amino acids)
Biological process (GO): regulation of synaptic transmission, glutamatergic; trans-synaptic signaling by endocannabinoid, modulating synaptic transmission; G protein-coupled glutamate receptor signaling pathway
Cellular component (GO): postsynaptic density membrane
Molecular function (GO): G protein-coupled receptor activity involved in regulation of postsynaptic membrane potential; adenylate cyclase inhibiting G protein-coupled glutamate receptor activity
Source: RefSeq, a predicted model, not a curated record
AUGGUUCUCCUAUUGCGGCUCAUGGUUUUACUGACAGUGGAAGAUGUUUUCAGGAACUUUGACUUCAGCGUGUCUGCCCAGUCGGGUGAGCGAAGGAUAGUUGCCCACCAGCCAGGAGACAUCGUUAUUGGCGCCUUGUUUUCAGUUCACCACCAGCCCCCUGCGGACAAAGUCCACGAGAGGAAAUGCGGAGCCAUAAGGGAGCAAUAUGGGAUUCAAAGGGUUGAGGCCAUGCUUCACACGCUGGAUCGCAUUAAUGCAGAUGACAUGUUGCUACCAAAUAUAACGUUGGGAUGUGAGAUUAGGGAUUCAUGCUGGCAUUCCGCCGUGGCUCUGGAACAAAGUAUUGAGUUUAUAAGAGAUUCCCUUAUCUCCAAUGAGGAGGAAGAGGGAGUCGUCCGCUGUGUGGAUGGAACUACGGUCCCAUUCCGAGCCAAAAAGCCCAUAGUUGGAGUUAUUGGGCCAGGUUCCAGCUCUGUUGCCAUUCAAGUGCAGAACCUACUGCAACUCUUCAACAUACCUCAGAUUGCGUACUCUGCCACGAGUAUGGACUUAAGCGAUAAAACAUUAUUUAAAUACUUUGUAAGGGUGGUGUCAUCUGAUGCCCGCCAAGCCCGUGCCAUGGUUGACAUUGUGAAGAGAUACAACUGGACCUACAUCUCUGCGAUCCACACAGAAGGUAAUUAUGGAGAAAGUGGCAUGGAAGCUUUUAAAGAGAUGGCAGCAAAAGAGGGAAUCUGCAUUGCUCAAUCCUACAAAAUCUACAGCAAUGCUGGGGAACAGAGCUUUGAUAAGCUUUUGAGCAAACUCCGCAGUCAACUACCAAAAGCCCGAGUUGUGGCUUGCUUUUGUGAGGGCAUGACAAUACGAGGGCUGCUGAUAUCUAUGAGGCGACUUGGAUCAGUGGGAGAGUUCCAACUGAUUGGCAGUGACGGCUGGGCAGAUAGGUAUGAUGUGAUAGAUGGCUACCAGCGAGAAGCUGUGGGAGGUAUAACAAUCAAACUCCAAUCCCCUGAUGUCGCCUGGUUCGAUGAUUACUACCUUGAGCUGCGGCCAGAAACCCACUUUAAAAAUCCAUGGUUCACUGAGUUUUGGCAACACAGAUUUCAGUGCAGGCUGAAAAACCUACAGCAGGAAAAUUCUGAAUAUAACAGGACCUGUGAUGGAACAGAGUCAUUACAAGAGCAAUACGUCCAAGACACCAAAAUGGGAUUUGUGAUAAAUGCGAUUUAUUCCAUGGCCCAUGCUCUACACAACAUGCAGCAAAGCCUAUGUCCAGGGGUUAAUGGGCUGUGUGAUGCAAUGAAACCUGUUGAUGGAAGAAUACUACUAGAAUUUCUCAUGAAAAUCAACUUUACCGGGGUAUCUGGAGAUUACAUCUCUUUUGAUGAGAAUGGAGAUUCACCAGGAAGGUAUGAAAUCAUGAACUUUAAAAAGCUGAGAAAAGGCACUUUUGACUAUAUUAACGUUGGAAGUUGGGACAAUGGGGAGCUGAAAAUGGAUGAUGCUAAAAUUUGGGCCAGUAAAGAUGUUGUUAUCCAAUCUGUCUGCAGUGACCCGUGUGCUAAAGCUGAAAUAAAGGUGAUCCGGAAAGGAGAAGUAAGCUGCUGUUGGACUUGUACCCCAUGUAAGGAAAAUGAAUUUGUGUUUGAUGAAUACACCUGCCAAGCUUGUCCCCAAGGUUCUUGGCCUAAUGAUGAUCUCACAGACUGUGAAAAUAUUCCAGUUAGAUACCUCAGAUGGGGAGACCCUGAGCCCAUUGCUGCUGUAGUCUUUGCCUGCCUCGGUCUCCUGGCCACCAUGUUUGUCAUGUUUAUAUUUAUGGUAUACCGCGACACUCCUGUGGUCAAGUCAUCCAGUCGAGAGCUUUGUUACAUCAUUCUAGUGGGAAUCUUCCUUGGAUACCUGUGUACCUUCUCUCUCAUUGCCAAGCCCCAAAAGAUUUACUGCUAUCUUCAGAGAAUUGGGAUCGGUCUGUCCCCCGCCAUGAGCUAUUCUGCUUUGGUGACAAAAACCAAUCGAAUUGCAAGAAUCCUUGCUGGAAGCAAAAAGAAGAUCUGCACCAAGAAGCCCAGGUUUAUGAGUGCUUGCGCCCAGCUGGUUAUUGCCUCCAUGCUGAUCUGCAUUCAGCUAGGGAUAAUUGUUUCUCUUUUCAUAAUGGAGCCACCAGAAGUCAUUCACGAUUACCCGACUAUCCGAGAUGUUAAGCUGAUAUGUAACACCACCAACAUAGCCGUCGUUGCUCCCCUUGGAUACAAUGGUCUGCUGAUUUUAAGCUGCACUUUCUACGCUUUUAAAACUCGGAACGUCCCUGCCAAUUUUAAUGAAGCAAAGUACAUUGCAUUUACCAUGUACACAACCUGCAUCAUCUGGCUCGCCUUUGUGCCCAUCUACUUUGGAAGCAAUUACAAGAUCAUUACCAUGUGUUUCUCUGUUAGUCUAAGUGCCACGGUGGCACUCGGGUGUAUGUUUGUUCCGAAGGUGUAUAUCAUACUGGCCAAGCCUGAACGGAACGUGCGCAGUGCAUUUACCACCUCAACUGUUGUCCGGAUGCAUGUUGGUGAUGGAAAGUCAUCCUCUGCUGCUAGCCGUUCCAGUAGUUUGGUUAACCUAUGGAAAAGGAGAGGUUCAUCAGGAGAAACUCUAAGCUCCAAUGGAAAAUCUGUAACCUGGGCUCAGAAUGAGCGCACUUCCCGAGGUCAUCAUUUGUGGAAGAGGUUGUCUGUUCAUAUAAAGAAAAAGGACAGUACCUCAAAACAGUCAGCACUCAUCAAACCUUACUCCAAGAGCUCUGAAAGUCGGCAAAGCUGCCACAGUUAUCCAGACUCAAAUAUUAAAGGUCUGUAUGAUGUUUCUGAGGCAGAGGAACAUUAUCCUGUCCAAUAUGUACCGCAGACACCUUCGCCCAUCAGCAUCGUAAGCCACAGGGCCGGAUCUGUCAGCCACAGGGCCGGAUCUGUCAGCCGGGCAGAGAAUGACAUGCCCGCAUUCCCGUCUGAGCACGUGCAGAGGAGCAGCUCAUCCCAAGGUUCUCUGAUGGAGCAGAUCAGCAGUGUGGUAAACCGCUUCACCGCCAACAUCAGUGAGCUAAAUUCCAUGAUGCUUUCAACAGCUCCUUCAGGUGUCAUAGGAGCAUCCCCCAUCUGCCCAUCAUAUCUGCUUCCAAAGGAGAUACAGCUGCCUGCGCCCAUCACAACCUUUGCGGAUAUCCAACCUCUUCCAGCUAUAGAGGUAAAUGGCCGAUCGCAGCCUGCAGCUGGCGCUUCAAACACAAGCGUCAAAGAUGGCACUUCUGAGACUUCUGUGGUUAAGACAGACUUCGAGGAGCUGGUAGCCCUAACUCCUCCCUCACCCUUCAGAGACUCUGUCGAUUCAGGGAGUGGGUCACCCACUUCUCCUGUGUCAGAAUCUGCACUUUGCAUUCCAUCGUCCCCCAGGUACAACACUCUUGUUCUGCGUGAUUAUACUCAAAGUUCCUCUUCUCUGUGA